UUUACAUAAUGAAGAAUCUUAACACUGCCGUCAAUGGAAGACAGCCAAAUAUCUACGGUUGGAAAUAGCGUGUUACAAACAGGACAAAUGCAUUGUCUGCUGUUAAUGAUAUGAAGACGAGGCAACCACAUUGCUGUUUGUUGCGGCUGGUAUGAAACAAGAACCUUAACGGUUCAUUGUUGCGAUUAUUGUUUUUUGAGGGAUGUUGCCUACAUAUUCACAGCUGACUGAUAUUAUUCUUGACCGACCCCUUUUAAAGCGAAUAUUUCUAAACCAUGUCAUUUCAUCAUGUCUUUCAACAAGUUUGCUGUUGUUUUUAGUAAUGAUUAUGAACUCGUCAACUCCUAGACUCACCUGGGGAGGUACUCUUGCUCUCAUGACUUUAUUCUUCUUGAAUUUAUCAAUUGAGUGUGCACAUCAGAUUCUCUUUUGGAUGAGUUUAAACAGAGAUUUUUUACUGGUGUUACAUGAUACAGUGUUGUGAGUUGUUUAUUGUGCUUUCAAGCAACACUGCUUGUCCAGCAUCAUACUUGAUAUACAACUUUCAGAAGAUUCAUAAUAUGUCACACUUACCCAUGUUCCGUAGUCUGUCGUCUGUUGAUGAACUUGCUAAGGCGACAACAGUUUUAGAAGGCUCUGAUGAAUAUCCUGUUGAUGCCAUUAUUCUCUGUCUUUGGAACAAUAUCCUUGGUCCUCAUAUUGAACAUGUAUGGAUGACAGAGGGCCGCAGGCAUUUUGAUUAUGAUUGUAUCAAGUUUGUCUGUAAGCAUACAAUAAGUUCAAGUGAUGAAUAUUCAUCAGCUGUUCACACCAAGUUCCUUGUCCUUUCUGAAAGAGCCAUACUGAUUACAUCCUCUAUUUUUACUGCUGAAAUUCAAAGUGGAAAUACAGUGUAUGCUCUUUCACUGGUUUUCCCACACUCGAAUUUACAGUGGUACCUUCCAUUACAUGAAUUCUGUGUGAUUCAAAUGGAUAUACUUGUCACUAAGCUGAGAGUACUUCUAAAAAAGAACCAUAAUGAUGCAGCAAGUAAAUUUCAAGUUCAUUUAUGUAAGUAUUUAGCAGCUUUGAAGUCAUUAAAGUUGGCACAGCUUCCAGCAAAACUAGAUAUAAAGGACACAGUUUUCUCUUCAGGGCAAGAAAAACAAAUAGAUGCAGACUUGCUGGAACGAGCACUUAUAUCUCAUCUUCAAACCUGUGGCUGUACAAUAGUUGUUGGUAACACAGUAGAUGAAGUGAAUCUUAUGUUGAAAACAUUGGCUAUGUUUCUGCCUCAACGUGAUAGACACUGUUGUCGACUGGCCAUUGAUAGCAACCUGUAUCCAUAUCACCCUGAUAUACUUUUACAAGGUUUCAUAAGUAACCAAGAUUGCCAAUUCAGUAUCUCAACAUUUAUGAAAGAAAUGAUGAUAUGCCGAUAUCCUACAACCUUAGUUAACCUUUGUGCCUUAGAAGUUAGGCAAAUGCCUCAGUGUCAUGAACAUUCAAGAAGGAGACAUGAUGUCCUGCAGCAUGAAGUGAGCAAUUUGUGGGAUGAGAGACCCAACACCUGGUUUCCUAUUUUGUAAGUACAUUUAUACCCUUUUACACAGAAAUUAUACAUUUUAGGCU
Molecule: messenger RNA, 1611 nt
Organism: Anneissia japonica
Lineage: Eukaryota; Metazoa; Echinodermata; Crinoidea; Comatulida; Comatulidae
Product: guanine nucleotide exchange C9orf72-like
Exons: 7
Coding region: 468-1568 (366 amino acids)
Biological process (GO): autophagy; endocytosis
Cellular component (GO): endosome; autophagosome
Molecular function (GO): guanyl-nucleotide exchange factor activity
Source: RefSeq, a predicted model, not a curated record